This is a messenger RNA of Mercenaria mercenaria, 2922 nucleotides long. RefSeq lists its product as uncharacterized. The record is from RefSeq and is a predicted model, not a curated record. The transcript has 12 exons. Lineage: Eukaryota; Metazoa; Mollusca; Bivalvia; Venerida; Veneridae. Gene Ontology annotation, cellular component: plasma membrane. The coding region runs from base 392 to 2380 and encodes 662 amino acids.
UCGAGAAAAUGGUUAGAAAUUGCGCGAAAGGAUAUGAUUAUAGGUCGAUAAGUGAAAUAAUAAACAAAACAAUUUCAUGUGUGCUUUCUUUUGAAAUAAGGCAUAAUCAAAAAGACAAGCAUUAUAGUUGCCUUAUUCAAGGAGGAGCACUUUGAUGUUAUUAUUGUUAAAGCAGCGCGAAUGGCUAUGAAAGCUUGAAAAGUGGUAGUACUCGAACAGUUCUAAAAUUCUGAUUUCUUGUAAAAUGUAGUAGAAUAAAAACGCGUUAAGUAAUAAACAGACGGAGUGACAUUUUGAAAUUCUGAACAGUGUCGUCUGCGCAUUAGAAUGGUGCAUCUGCUGGCAGAAACGUUGAUUUGAUAUAGUGUAGGAAAUAUAGCGUGCUCAUAUCAUGGCCGUUACUGUUGCAUUUUGCACACUUAUGGUGCUGAUAGCAACGGCUGAACAAAGCUUCGACUAUGUUUGGAACAUAGUCGGUGGAGUCAACGAUCCGAGUUCUGACAAACAUAUACAGGAUAUCGGGGAAGUUGUCCGGGCAGGUAACUACAGAAGUGCCCUAGUAGACAACUGGCAACUUCAGUCCUUUGAUUCUGUUUCUAUGUAUGGAAUGAAUAUGUUUGGAGAUGUGUUUUGGGAAACCGAGUUCAACAUUACCGGGACGACGUGGCCAUUGUCCUCGUGGCUCCUUGGGGAUCACAUACUAAGUUCAUCAGCUGAAGUCAGUGGUACACAAUCUGCUAUAUAUAAUCAGAGUAACUAUGAUCUUCGCCUAUCUCCUAGCCCAGAUAAAUCCUGGUUUGCUAUUUCCACUAGGGGUUUGUCAUACGGAGGUUUGCCACUAUUUUUCGUUCCACGAUCAGCCUAUGUGCCAUUCAGCGAUCCCGCCAUCCUAGACGGUCCACUGGGAUGUUGGGAUCUGAAUGACCUUAUCAACGUGGUGUUUCAGUACGAGGACAAUACAUAUAUGACACCGGCUACGUGUAUUAACAGAUGCUGGGAUAACGCUACUGUAGCUAUGUUAGUGAAAGCCAAACAAUGUUACUGUGCUGAUAUAAACCCUGGAGUCCCGCCAACAGACAUUCCGUCAAACUGCUAUUUAGAAUGCUCAGGCUCGACUGCCAUCUGUGGCGGUUUUAGCGCAACUGCUGGGAACGCAUACCAUGUGCAAGGAAGUAGAAUGCCAGGUUAUCUCGAUACAGUGCUUCUCUAUAGUACAAUUCGAGUGAAUGUGAAUACAACUAUUCAGAUAGAUAUUUCUGGUGUAUCUGCGGCGUCAACUGAGCCCAUCUUUAUUUCACGGAUCAUGGUAAAUGCCACUGGAUCAAUGACCUCGACAUUUACGGUACAGUACAGCGAUUUAAAUUGUGCGGAGUCAAGCGGAAUUAUGAAGAUUUUAUCAUAUUCUACGCCAACGACGUUUUUGGCCGAUGGAAGCCAUUCGGAUUUCAGCAUUCUAAAAGUCCGUUGUUUAGAACUCGUACUUGAUGCUCCUGUCACCGAGGCUGUUGUGGAACUUUGGGGACCCGACAACAGUUCCGAGCACGUGGGUGUACCGGCUCUAGUCAUAAGAGGGAAAGUGUAUACUGAAGUUACAACAACAAGUUCUACAACAUCUACAUCAACAACAACGCCGACGACGACGACGACAACAGCAACAAUUACCACCACUGUUUCCACCACAACGUCAACAACGCAGUCUACUACUACAUCUUCAACCCCUUCAACAACAUCAUCCACAUCAACCACGACAACCUUGCCUCCCGCUACUACAACUAGUACAACUCCGUCUACAACAUCUUCUACAUCGACCACGACAACUUUGCCUCCCACUACUACAACUAGUACAACUCCGUCUACAACAUCUUCAACUCCUUCCACUUCAACCGCUUCCUCCACAUCUUCUGGUACUUCAACAACAUCAUCUACAUCAACAACAUCUUCUCCUUCCACUACAACAGGGCCGCCUUCUACAGUACCAAGCAUAGUUUCAAGUUCAAUAACAAGUGCCACAUCAACAUCUUCAACAGGUGCAAGCACAUCAGUACAAACCACUACAAAAGCUACUUGCCACUGUCCAUGUAACACAACUUUGCCUCAUUUAAACCUUACGACGGAGGAAUUACAGGAAAAGAUAGUUGAAAUACAACGCCGUUUAGCCGUAAAUGUCUCGGAACUGUCUUCAACUGUUCGAAAACUAACCAGCGCCGAGGAUUCCCGAGUAUCAGCGGUCAGUAUCGGUUAUAUUGGUGUUGGUAUACUGGUCAGCAUAGUUGCAUCUAUUGUUUUUAUAGACUCUGCUAUGCUUUUCAGAGAUGUAAAGAAGUUGUUUGAUAAUAUCAGAACAGGACUAUGUCCAAAAGAAAUUAAUCCACAAAGUUAGCAGUGUUCAUGAACAUGGCUGGAAAAGCAAGAUGUAGCCUCAACGUUUAGGGAAUGGCACUCCUGGAAGGGAGAAUACUCUGUUUGAAAAGAAAACGUGUUAGUUAGUAAAGUUUCACUUUGUUUAAACAGCUUUAAUGCAGCUCGAAUGUGGAAAAACUUUUAAAUGGAACCAGUUGAGUAAAGCAGAUCAUAAACAUUCAAAUCAAUGAUAGUUCUUCAUUUUUCUGCACUUCAGGAGACUUCUUGUAAAUUCAUGAAAUUCAAUCCAGCUAGAGAUUUUUUGUCAGAAAUCCAUAUAUGGUUUAUAUCCGUCCAAAUGCACAAAAAUAACAUCCAGCCCUUAUAUUUACAUAUUAAUCGUAGCUUGCUUUCGUUCAGAAAAUAUAAAAUAAUUUAUUUUAAAAUACAGUUUCAGAUGUCUUUAAUAUAAAAUAUCAUCAUAUCCAUUUUUUUAAACUUUAAGAUGUUUAUAGCUUCAUCAUUGCUUAUUGUAUAUUGUAUUCAUGUUAUAAAAAUAAUACGAAUAAAAUAUAUUUAUCC